AUUUCAUAUGUGCAGGUAACUGCCGCGAGUGAGCCAUCACAAAGAGUUGGAGUCAUUUGGACAUCUCCAGGCAACUAUGGGCGCGCUCGACACCGACGUGAAUGAAGCUCCUACCAAUGUCAUCCAAAUUGACGCGAACCGAUAUGAGUCUGCACCAAUUGUCUCUGUAACAGUGUACGUCGCAGACCGUGCAACGGUCACUAGGCGAAUACCAGUGGAAUUGAAGGCAGGAAAGAACGAAGUCACUGUCAAUAAACUUCCGACUAUCCUUGAACCUGAGUCCAUCCGCGUAGAAACAGAGUCGACGAUUCGCGAUCAGGAUCUCGUUGUGUUCGACGUGUAUCACUCGAACGCUGCCUCCAGGAGUAAAAAGCAUGAUGGCGAUACCCUUUUGUUGGCGCUUCGGGAUCGCCAGGCCACUCUCAAGGCAAAACUUACCGCGCUGAACAAGCAGUCUGAGGUUCUGCAGAAGUUUGGUGCGGGCCUUUCUGGCUCCGAUACCAGGCCCGAGGACCUGGGAAAAUUCCUGGAUAUGCAGUUUCGCGUCGAGGAGAAACUAUUUACUGACGUCCAAAGCACGAAUAAAGAACUAUCUGCUGUGCAGAAGGACAUAGAUAAGGCAACGAGGGCAUCUCAAUCCGCACACGAGGAAAAGAAGGCUAUCGGCGUCACAGCCAUUAUUUUAGCGGGUACGGAAGGGCCCGCGGAGGUGAUAUUGACGUACAUGGUAUCCAGUGCAUCUUGGAAAGCACUGUACGACGUUCGCGCAGAUAUUGAGGCGUCUCUUGGCCAGUCCAAAUCAGUGGAUGCAUUCAAUACGAAGGUCAUCCUUGAGUAUCGAGCCUCAAUUGUUCAGAGUACCGGAGAAGAUUGGAAAGGCGUGGCUCUUACCCUCAGCACAGCAUCACCGAAUGUUGGGAGCGAUAUUCCUGAAUUAAGCCCGUGGAAUAUUGGUCAACCACAUACUUUGAGAACGCGUUCCGUCACGAAGUCCCGGGGACUCUCCCUCCGGGCGUCCUCGGGAAUCGUGGCGGAUUCCUUCUCGGCUCCAAAGUACAAGGCAAAGAUCCAAAUGGCGACUGUGACCGAAGGGGCAAUCAGCUCGAGCUAUGAGAUCGCCGGGUUUUCCAAUAUUCCAAGUGAUGAAUCGGAGCACAAAGUGUCUGUUACGGCUGUCAAUUUGGACGCAAAACUGACCUGGAUAACGGCUCCUCGUUCAGUUCCGUCGGUAUUCUUGCAAUGCCGGAUCAAGAACACCAGUAACUUCCUUUUGGUUGCAGGCCAGUCGAGCGUAUUCAUGGACGGGAAUUUCGUCGCUAAAUCGAGCAUUCCUGACGUCUCCCCUGCUGAAUACUUCAACUGCUCCCUAGGUGUUGACCCUGCGGUCCGUAUUACGUAUCACCCUCGCCGACAACUGACUUCGCAUCAAGAAAGUGGCUUCCUGUCCAAGGCGAAAAUAGAGGCAACGACGUUCUCUCAACGUAUAUCAGUUAAAAACACUCGUCCUGGUCCUCUGGAAUGUCUUGUUGUGCGGGAUCAGAUUCCCCUAAGUGCAGACGAGCGCAUUAAGGUCAAAAUCAUCAACCCAAAUGAAGAGGCUCUAGGUCCUUUCAAUGGAAUCGCUUCUACUUCAAAGAGCUUGGCCCCCGAGUCGGUGCCACGUGUGGCAUCCAUUUCACCUAAUGUUACCGCAAGGUGGGCCCAAAAGGACACGGAGGAUGAUAUCCUAGGAGAAGGAAAGGGGCCGAAGGGGGACGGCGUUCUUGAAUGGAUCUGUCUCAACGCGAAGGAUAACCUCGACUUGGAAUUAGUUUAUGAGGUGUCCAAUCCAUCUGGCCUCAAAUGGGAGUGAUAUAUAGGAGGCUUGUUUGGAUGUAAAUUAGGUGCGAUCGGUAUCUCAAUAUUUAACCUGCCC
Messenger RNA from Cantharellus anzutake, 1915 nucleotides. RefSeq lists its product as uncharacterized. Bases 77 to 1852 code for a protein of 591 amino acids. The transcript has 5 exons. Lineage: Eukaryota; Fungi; Basidiomycota; Agaricomycetes; Cantharellales; Hydnaceae. The record is from RefSeq and is a predicted model, not a curated record.